Dentiscutata heterogama is the source of this 492-nucleotide messenger RNA. Lineage: Eukaryota; Fungi; Glomeromycota; Glomeromycetes; Diversisporales; Gigasporaceae. The record is from the annotation of a GenBank genome assembly.
AUGUCAUUGGUUUAUCAAAAAUUACAAGUUUAUGAUAUUUAUAUAAUAAAAGAAUUUAAAUUUAAUACUAAAAGCACAAAAACAAUAGUAAUGUGGAUCUCAUUGUCUAAAGAACAUGAAUAUGAAUAUUCAAAAUUCUUGGCUAAAUGUUUAAUCAAUAAUACAAAUAAACCAUUACUUAAUUAUAAAGAAACCUCCUUUUCUUCAGAUAGUACUGAAUCUCUUACAACUGAUUUUCAUACCCCUACUCUUAGUCCUAUAGUUUCUUUUGGUAAUAUAUUUGACCAAGAGUCAGAUACUAAUAGUAUUGACAAAUUAGUACUCAAUCAAACUGCUCUUGUUGAAAUAGAAAACUUAGAACAAAUUAACCCUUCUAUUCCUAAAAACACUAUCAUCAUGGAGCCAGAAAAUCAAGCCAAUAAUAACAAUAAUCAAGGCGAUUAUACCCAUAUAUAUCCAAUUAUAGACGAUACUCUUAUUUAUAAUUAUUAG